GAAAAGCAGAACAACUUAAACAAACAACUUUCUUGUGAAUGAUCCUCAUUUAAAAAAAAAAUACUUUAAAAUUAAACAAAUGAGUCUUAUUCAGCGACUCAUCCUGUGCUUUGUAAUCAGAUUUCUUCUGGCAUGGAGUUGGGGAAUUAUGAACAGCCUGUUGUAAUGAGAGAGGAAGCCAAACGAAGGAGAAGAAGAAUGAAGCCACACAGUCCAGCAAGUAAUUUAUCUUCAAUGGAACUGAUAUCCAUUGAGUUCAUUCUGCCUACAAGCAAUAAACAAGUGCAGGAAACAAUGUUACUCGAAAUAGCUGGCAACUGUACUGUUGAGCAAAUGAAAGCACAGAUUUGGAUGCGUGCAAUAGAGAUGAGCCAAACCACAGACUUUUACCAUAAAUUCACCCCAGAUCAAUUUAUUCUUCAAUAUCAGAAGAAAGGGCAGUGGUAUGAAAUUUAUGACAAACAUCAAGUAAUACAGACGUUGGACUGCAUACUGUAUUGGAAAGUGUUACAGAAAAAGGUAGGCAAAAUCUCUGUGAUCCAGAAGCAAAAACCAGAACAGGCGGUUCAGGAAUUUCAGACGCAACUUAAUGAUUUGAUUGGCUAUGAUGUCACUGAUGUUAGUAAUGUGCAUGAUGAUGAGCUAGAAUUUACUCGUCGCAGGUUAGUCACACCACGAAUGAUUGAAGUAGCCUGCAGAGAUCCAAAAUUGUAUUCAAUGCAUCCAUGGAUUACAUCUAAGCCACUCCCAGAAUAUGUGCUUAAAAAGAUUACUAAUAACAAUAUUUUUAUAAUCAUACACAGAGGAACAACUAGCCAGAAAAUUAAAGUAUCAAUUGAUGACACACCAGACAUGAUCCUUCAGAGCUUUUUCACAAAAAUGGCAAAGAAGAAAUCUUUGAUGGAUAUUCCUGAGGAUCACAGUGAACUGGAUUUUGUUCUCAGGAUUUGUGGCAGAGAUGAGUAUAUCACAGGAGAGACACCAAUCAAAGAUUUUCACUGGAUAAGACAGUGCCUGAAAAAUGGGGAAGAGAUCCACCUAGUACUAGAUGACCCUCCUGACCCCAAGGAGGAUGAGGUUCAGAAAGAAGAAUGGCCCUUGGUGGAUGACUGCACAGGUGUUACAGGAUAUCAUGAACAGCUGACAAUAGAUGGAAAAGAUCAUGAGAGGGUGUUCACUAUCUCUUUGUGGGACUGUAAUAGAAAAUUCAGGGUCAAGAUAGUUGGCAUUGAUAUCCCAGUGCUACCAAGAAAUACUGAACUUACUGUGUUUGUUGAGGCUAAUAUUCAACAUGGGCAACAACUUCUUUCACAGAGAAGGACCAUAUCUAAGCCUUUUACUGAGGAGGUUCUAUGGAAUACUUGGGUUGAAUUUGAUAUUAAAAUUAAAGAUUUGCCUAAAGGAGCACUACUGAAUCUACAGAUAUAUUGUGGCAAAGCACAGGCAUUAUCCACAAAGGUUAACCUUCAGUCACAUGAUUCCCCCAACUCCGAUUCUAAAUGUAAAACUCAGCUACUCUAUUAUGUAAAUAUUUUGUUGAUUGAUCACCGUUCCCUGUUACGUAGUGGGGAGUACGUGCUUCAUAUGUGGAAGAUUUCAGGUAAGGGGGAAGAGCAGGGAAGCAUCAAUGCUGACAAACUUACAUCAGCAACCAAUCCUGAUAAAGAAAACUCAAUGGCUAUCUCUAUUGUUUUGGAUAAAUAUUGCCACCCAAUAGCUUUGCCCAAACAUAGGAUAACAUCUGAUCCCCAAGGGGAUAGGACAAGAGCUGAAAUGCCCAACCAGCUUCGAAAACAACUUGAAGCAAUCAUAGACACUGACCCACUUAAUCCACUUACUCCUGAGGACAAAGAAUUAUUGUGGCAUUUUAGAUACGAAAGCAUAAAGCACCCCAAGGCAUAUCCUAAGCUGCUUAGCUCAGUGAAGUGGGGACAGCAAGAAAUAGUGGCUAAAACAUACCAGUUGUUGGCUAAAAGAGAAGCUUGGGAUCAUAGCAGUUUGGAUGUUGGACUAACCAUGCAACUUUUGGACUGUAACUUUUCGGAUGAAAACGUAAGAGCAAUGGCGGUUCAAAAGCUGGAGAGCUUAGAAGACGAUGAUGUUCUGCAUUACCUUUUGCAACUAGUGCAGGCUGUGAAAUUUGAACCUUAUCAUGACAGCGCACUAGCCAGAUUUCUACUAAAACGAGGUUUGAGAAACAAAAGAAUUGGUCACUUUUUGUUUUGGUUUUUAAGAAGUGAGAUUGCUCAGUCCAUGCACUACCAGCAGAGGUUUGCUGUGAUCCUAGAAGCCUAUCUUAGGGGCUGUGGAAAAGCCAUGCUACAUGAUUUCAUGAAACAGGUUCAGAUAAUUAAGUUGCUGCAUAAACUCACAAUGGAUAUAAAAUCAGUUUCUGCUGAAAAGUACGAUGUCACCUCUCAAGUUAUCACACAGCUGAAACAAAAGCUUGAAAAACUGCAGAACAGCAAACUUCCGGAAAGCUUUAGAGUUCCAUAUGACCCUGGGCUGAGAGCAGGAGCACUAGUGAUUGAAAAAUGCAAAGUAAUGGCAUCCAAGAAAAAGCCACUUUGGCUUGAAUUUAAAUGUGCAGACCCCACAGCCCUAUCAAAUGAAACUAUAGGCAUUAUCUUCAAACAUGGAGAUGACCUUCGCCAGGAUAUGCUUAUUUUACAGAUUCUUCGAAUUAUGGAAUCUAUUUGGGAAGCAGAAUCCUUGGACCUGUGUUUGUUGCCGUAUGGUUGCAUUUCUACAGGAAAUAAAAUAGGAAUGAUUGAAAUUGUGAAAGAUGCUACAACAAUUGCCAAAAUUCAGCAAAGUACAGUUGGCAACACAGGUGCAUUUAAGGAUGAAAUAUUAAAUCAGUGGCUGAAAGACAGAUGUGUGAUUGAAGAAAAGUUUCAGGCAGCAGUGGAAAGAUUUGUUUAUUCUUGUUCUGGUUACUGUGUGGCAACCUUUGUACUUGGAAUAGGAGACAGACACAAUGACAACAUUAUGAUUACAGAAUCAGGUAAUCUCUUUCAUAUUGACUUUGGCCAUAUUCUUGGGAAUUACAAAAGCUUCCUCGGAAUUAAUAAGGAAAGAGUCCCUUUUGUGUUGACACCAGAUUUUCUUUUUGUCAUGGGAACUACUGGAAAGAAGACAAGUCUGCAUUUCAGUAAAUUUCAGGACAUUUGUGUGAAGGCUUAUCUUGCUCUUCGACAUCACACAAACCUGCUGAUCAUUCUGUUUUCCAUGAUGCUAAUGACCGGAAUGCCCCAAUUAACCAGCAAAGAAGAUAUUGAAUAUAUCCGGGAUGCUCUAACUGUAGGUAAAAAUGAGGAAGAUGCUAAAAAGCAUUUCCUAGAUCAGAUUGAGGUUUGCAGAGAUAAAGGCUGGACUGUGCAGUUUAACUGGUUUCUACAUCUUGUGCUUGGAAUCAAACAAGGAGUAGAAAAGCAUUCUGCCUAAUGUGUCUGUAAAGUGAGUAACUAUGCAUAACUAGAAAGUUAACAAGUCUGGAUGUUUACUUAUAGCUUACUAGUAAUUGAACUAUCAAAGUUGCCUUUUAAUUUGCUAACAGGUUAAAUAGGACUUCUAAAAAUGGCAAACUGCUUUGCCCUGAACUUCAAGAAUGUCAAUCUGUUUCUUACAGAAAAAGAUUUUCUGGAGUUGCUGACAUUGCAAAUACUGUUUUUUAUUUGUUAGUAGCUUUGCUGAUAUGGCCUACAAUUUUCCCAUUUUUCUAAAGCUACAAUGAAGACAAAGGGAAAGCAGGGAGUGGAGCCUGGGAACUGAAACAUGGGUGCCCUGUGACUUUCCCCUAAAUUAUGCAUGCUUGUCAGGCCCUUCAAGAGAUGGAGGAUUUUUAUUUAUUUUAAAUACUCUGAUUUGUAAGUGCCUCUACAGGAUGUAUACUUCUUCAGGAGGGCUUUAUUACCAAGCAUUCUUCACCCUCAUUCUCCUUCAUCCUUUCCUUAACUCCCCUUGACCAGGCCUGAAAGAGAGUCCAAGUUUAAAAAUUAGAUUGACCUAGCUACGUUGCUCAGUGUUGUGAAUAGUUUCAUGCUAACUGCCAGUGUAACCACAGCUAGGUCAACGGAAGAAUUUUUCCAUUAACCUACCUACCACCUCUGAAAGAUGAAUUAACUACAUUCGUGGAAAAAAACAGUUGAAGGUAAAAAGAAGUGGCUCAGGACCCAUUUGUAAAUGUUUAUGGCUUGUCGUGACCCAGUAAAUAGUCUGGGGAUAGAGGUCCUGGGAUGGUUUCAGUCGGAUCCUGUCUCUUGGGGGUGGGGGGGAAUAGGGGAGGGGGUCCUGCCCGGCACUCACCCCACAGUGGUGGCUCCUGCAGAUCCUGUGCUGUAGGCCUGGCUGGGCUUGGCUUUCGGCAUUGCAACCUCCAAGGUUGCAGCGCCACUCAGGUGUGGCCCCGCCUCCCUGACUGGAUUAAAUUUGUGUGAGUGGAGUUGUGAUUUGGCUCAUGAGGUUGCAGUGUCACUCACUCAAAUUUGGCCUACUUGGACUCCUGUCCUGUUGACAGCUAGGCCAAACCUGAGUGGUGCUAGGACCCCCAGAGGUUGCAAAGCUAGGAAGUGGGAGAUGAGCCCAGCCAGCCCUGUGGGACUAGAGCCACAGAAGCUGCCACAAAACCCUUUGAAACAUUCUGGUGACCCAAUUUUGUGUCCUGACCCAGGGGUUGAGAAACUGUGGACUAGGAAGAACCUUACAUUACCAUUGGUGUAGCUUCCUGAACCAUAAAACCAAAGACCUAAUUGGCCCUUCCACAGAAGUACCCACAGAACAUCUCCUUUACCUUAAAGUUCCUGGGUUUGCUCUGAUAAUUUUAAGUUUAAGUGUUUCAAUUUUCAUUUAAGUUCCUUUUUUAAAUGAACAUCUAAUAUAUUAUAUUGAAUCUUGAUGCUUAUAUAGUUUUCUUGUGCAAUUACUAGAAUUCUGCCUAUACAUUAAAAGCUUUAUACAAGUAAUUUCCUUUUUCCUCAAAAGAAUCUUCUCUAAGAACAAUUGACAUUUUGCCAAAUGUUUAAGAAGCCCAAAGGUUAUUUAUUCUUCAGAGACAUAUUUUCAAGUUAUACCAAUCAGGAACUAAAAUGUAAUCUUUGAAAUGGUGUAUAUUUUGCUAUUUAUAGUGUUUUAUUUUUGAAGUUAUUUUAAAAAUAAUUGACAAGCUAUUUAUGAAAGGAAUUAAAUUGUUUUUUUAAUUUAAGUAUAAACUAAAUCUAAAGACAAGGAAAUACUGGGGGCAAAUAUUAGGUGUAUAUUUAACUAUUUCUCUAAUAGGAUAUCUGAAAAUAAUUAAUUGAUCCUGUUAAUAUAAGAAAAAGCAAAACAGUUUAUAGCAUGAAUUUUGCUUCUGACUUAAAUUAUUAAUACCCUCCCUGCUGAUUAAUUGAUUUUACCAAAGAGAGAAGACAGCUUACAGAAUGGCCUAUUUGCACUUGUGCCUAUGUAAUUGCUUCUUUCAUUAAACCCAGAUGAUCAACUGGAUUUGCUAAUUUGUUAUUGUUUGUAUCCAUUUCACACUGUUGCUUAGAUUUUAACAAGAACUACUGAGUGUUCUCUUAAAGGAUUCGUAAUAGAUGUACUCUAGUUGGUAUCUCAAUUAUGAAACAGAAUUUUUAGUUUUUAAAUGUAGGUGCUUAAUUGGUUGCUCUCCACAAGGUAUUUUUGAUGUGUAGGGUAAAUUUUGAUGAGGAGAUCCAAAAUGCUUACAUGUUAUGAAAUCAUUUUCCAUUCUGUCACAUAAUGACGCUGUGCAAAAUGGUUUUAAAAGCAUGCUGAGGUGUAAAAUGAUUAGUAUUGUGUCUAAUGUGAUAUUCUUGGGUUUGUGCUCUAUAGUCCUGAAAUGAAUUCUCUGAUGAUAAAUCAUGAAAU
This is a messenger RNA of Mauremys mutica (yellowpond turtle), 5871 nucleotides long. RefSeq names its product phosphatidylinositol-4,5-bisphosphate 3-kinase catalytic subunit gamma (gene PIK3CG). NCBI's taxonomy places the organism in Eukaryota, Metazoa, Chordata, Testudines, Geoemydidae. Gene Ontology annotation, biological process: cell migration; phosphatidylinositol 3-kinase/protein kinase B signal transduction; phosphatidylinositol-3-phosphate biosynthetic process. The transcript has 11 exons. The record is from RefSeq and is a predicted model, not a curated record. Gene Ontology annotation, cellular component: plasma membrane; phosphatidylinositol 3-kinase complex, class IA; cytoplasm. Gene Ontology annotation, molecular function: 1-phosphatidylinositol-4-phosphate 3-kinase activity; 1-phosphatidylinositol-3-kinase activity. Bases 133 to 3447 code for a protein of 1104 amino acids.